Messenger RNA from Sipha flava (yellow sugarcane aphid), 537 nucleotides. RefSeq names its product craniofacial development protein 2-like. NCBI's taxonomy places the organism in Eukaryota, Metazoa, Arthropoda, Insecta, Hemiptera, Aphididae. The record is from RefSeq and is a predicted model, not a curated record. The transcript has a single exon. Bases 1 to 537 code for a protein of 178 amino acids.
AUGAGAUGGAAUGAUAAAGGAACUCUAGAUAUACAAAACAUAACGAUAUUCUACAGCGAAUGUAAUAAGCAUCGUCAAUUUUGCACGGGCUUCGCAGUACAUAAAAACUUAGUACCUCCAGUAAGAGAAUUCAAAAACAUUAACCCAAAGAUAUCAGUAUUAACAAUAGAAGCGCAAUAUUUCGAAAUUACAUUCGUGAAUGGGCAUGCACCCACGGAAGAAAAAACACAAGAGAAGAAGGACGAAUUUUAUGAUCACUUGGAAUACACGUUUAAUGAAAUCCCACGAAGUAGAAUUAGGAUAGUCCUAGGAGAUUUUAAUGCCAAGUUAGGAGAGGAGAACAUAUUUAGGUCAACUAUUGGUAACAAUUGUCUUCACGAUGUAACCAGUGAGAACGGACUCAGGCGCAUAGACUUUGCAAGAGGUGGAGGACUUGUUGUGAAAAGCACAAUGUUCCCACAUAAAGACAUCUAUAAGGGUACAUGGAAAGCACCAAAUGGUAGAUAUGUCAAUCAGAUAGACUAUGUCCUUGAUUAA